AUGAUGAACACCAACUCGAUGUCGCCAACAAGUACCGACGUCGACUUCUCCUUCGGCCCCAUGCAGCCCUACGUCGGCUUCGAUGCCGCCGGCAUGGCCAUGCCAGGCGUCGUCAAGAGGCCGCUACUGCAGCACAACAACAACCACAACAACCUAGGAGUAUACGACAGCUUCGACUUCGCUGCCGCGGGGUUACCGUUCCAAGAAUCUGGUCUCCUGCCGCCCGCCGCGAGCCUGCCGCUGGCACCGCCGCCGCCAAGCAUGGCCGCCAUGGCGGCGAUGCCGCCGUCGCUGCUGCUGACGCUCCCUGGCGGCGUGCCUAUGGCGGCGGAUGUCGUCUACCCCUUUGGCGCCGGCGCGGGAGGGUUCCUGAAUCGGGAGGACGCUGGCGGCCCCCUCGUGGACGCUGGCGGCGGCGGCGGCGGCGGGAGGAUCGGCCUGAACCUCGGACGCCGCACCUACUUCUCCCCCGCGGACGUGCUCGCCGUGGACCGGCUGCUAAUGCGGUCGCGGCUCGGCGGCGGCGGCGUGGGCGUGGGCAUGGGCAUGGGACUCGGCAUGGGCGUGCUGGGGCUCGGGCUCGGCGCCGCCCACCACCACCACCAGCCGCCGCGGUGCCAGGCCGAGGGCUGCAAGGCCGACCUCUCCGCCGCCAAGCACUACCACCGCCGCCACAAGGUCUGCGAGUACCACGCCAAGGCCGGCGCCGUCGCCGCCGCCGGCAAGCAGCAGCGCUUCUGCCAGCAAUGCAGCAGAUUUCAUGUGCUUGCUGAGUUUGAUGAGGCCAAGAGGAGCUGCCGGAAGCGGCUCACCGAGCACAACCGCCGCCGCCGGAAGCCCAUCAGCGCACAGGACAAGGACUCGUCGCCGCCACCACCAAAGAAAGCGGAUAUUUGCAUAACUACCUCAUACAGUAAUGAUCUCAAGACAGCAGGUGCGAGCAGCACGGCAGCAGCCAAGUCGACGGCCAUCUCUCCGAACGGCAGCGGCGUCAGCUGCCUCGACGUCAUGGACAACGGCCAGACGAGCAGCGCGGCGGCGGCGGCAGGGGUGGCGCCGACGGCCCUGUCUCUGGCCGCGCCGCCGCUGCACGAGAAGGACGGCAGCCUGGACUCCAUGCUGAUGCAGCGGGACGACGACGACGAAGAGCAUCGCCACUUCAUCACCUCGCUUGUGAUGCAGACCCAGCAGCAGCAGCACCACAGCGGCAACGCCCACGGCGGAGGCGGCGGCAACAUCUUGUCGUGCUCGUCGGUGUCAGAUCAGCAGCAGAACGGCGGCUGCAACGGUUUCUUUGAGGUGGACUUCAUCUAG
Miscanthus lutarioriparius is the source of this 1314-nucleotide messenger RNA. Lineage: Eukaryota; Viridiplantae; Streptophyta; Magnoliopsida; Poales; Poaceae. The record is from the annotation of a GenBank genome assembly.